Molecule: messenger RNA, 396 nt
Organism: Macrosiphum euphorbiae (potato aphid)
Lineage: Eukaryota; Metazoa; Arthropoda; Insecta; Hemiptera; Aphididae
Source: the annotation of a GenBank genome assembly
AUGAACUUCUUGCGCUUGAGGUCUGUCCAGCGGACGGACGCUGGAAAUUACACGUGCACGGCCAGGAACACGGUGGGAUCUAAGAGUCUACAGCAUCAGGUGAUCGUAACACCAGACAUGAGUGCCCACGUGGUACCGGCCUUAGCGGAUAUCGAGUCGGGCCGGUCCGUGUCGUUCACGUGCAUCACAUCAGCAGCCGACGAUAACGUGAGUUUUUUUAAAAAAAUCUUAAUGACCGGUUUGUGUCGGUGUUUCAUAAUGCAUUAUUGCCUCUCUGCCGUAGCCUUAUUCUUUUGGGUCCUUGUAUUUUCCUCUGUGCAUAACCUUCAUGAAUUGUGUCGUGUAUUCCACCCAUCUAACAAUACCCAUUGCCUGGUAAUUGUAAAAGAGGACUAA